This is a messenger RNA of Anopheles funestus (African malaria mosquito), 6047 nucleotides long. Its product is annotated as zwei Ig domain protein zig-8-like. Bases 2173 to 3096 code for a protein of 307 amino acids. Lineage: Eukaryota; Metazoa; Arthropoda; Insecta; Diptera; Culicidae. The record is from RefSeq and is a predicted model, not a curated record. Gene Ontology annotation, cellular component: neuron projection membrane. The transcript has 9 exons. Gene Ontology annotation, biological process: synapse organization.
CAAAACAAUCGUUCAGAGGAUCUCUCCGUUAAGUAACUCGUGAGUGCUUUGAGUACCCCGGUCCAAACGUAAGCGAAAUAAAACACCGGGCGUCUCCAUGUGCUCUCCAGGCUCCGCAAGCUUAACACACAGAGAACAUGAACCCGUCGCUACCGUUACCAAAGAGAACUCGCUGGUGUCCUGUUUCACUAAAAUAAUAAAGAUAAAUUUAAGAGCAGGAGAACCCGAGAGCUAUAGCUGGCCAGAGAGUAAUCGAGCAUCAACAGCAUGCUCUCGAUUGCUGCAGAAUUGGCAAGGAUGCAACACAUCUCUGAUAAUGACAUUCGGGAUUCAGUUUCUUGUGAACUACCGUUUGAUGCUAUCGUGUUUAUCGUAUCGUUCGCUAGGAAAACUUCCAUACACCCAGCGCAUAGUAUAUGUUUCGCCAUACGGUGACUGGUUAGAGGAAUUGUUUUCGUAUCACACCAAUCGGUUUAGCUAAGCGUGUUGAAGCGUGUGAAAAAUCCAGUGUUAAUGGAAUGUAAAUAAAUUAACGAAACCAAUGAAUGGGAGAGUUCUCCAUCUUGAAGUUUGGAUUGGAUUUAAGCACAGUAAAUGGAAUAUGUGUAUGUGACCAAUUUCAUGAAAGAUGUUGGAAACUGGCCAAACGUGAAGCUUUUCUUUUGCAAAGUGUCUCCAAAUAAUAAUGGAUUACAGUGCAAAUGGAAAAGAUAAAUUAUUUCCACACAAAAAAAAACAUACCAUGAGUCAGUGAAAAAAGUGUUUUACAAAUAAGACACAUGUGAUCGAAAAUUUAUCAGCAACCAAGUGGAUGUAAUGUAAGGAAGGAGAAAUAUUAACAAGUUUACUGAGUGUGCCUAACGUGUCAUUAGCUCCCGGCAUCAAUCCUAAUGACACUCGGGCUUAAUCCAGCAAAAUCUCGUUCAUAUGGUGUGAAAACUCAGUGUGUGAAACAAUUACAGCACUUUUCGUACGAGAUGGCUAUCAGCACAUGUAACAGAUUACCGUUCGCUAUUCGUGUUCCGCUCACUGCCAGUGGAUGAGUGCGUCUGAUUAUAUUAUCGUUUGUAAUCCUACCCAUUAUCUACGAAGCAACAAUUUACCCUAAGACAAGAUAGCAAAAAAAAGCAUCUCAACUUCCAGCAACAGCAUGCUGCCCGAGGAAUAAAUGAAAAGUUGCACAAACGAUGCCGUAGUCGACGUUUUCGUGACCAUCAUUUUGCAGUGUAAAAAUGUGCCAUCCGGUUGACGUCGUAAAAAUUAAUUAAAAGUUAAAUUAAACCUAUCGUUGUUCCACGUUGCCGCCCGCAACACGGGCCCGCAGCCACAGCUGACGGCAAAGGAGGUUGGUUUGCUAAAAGCACAAUGCAUUUCAUGUAAUGAGAUUGCUGCCGUUGCUGUAGCUGCAUCCGUUCCGGAAAACCACUUGUAUGCUGGAUCGUCCUGCCGGUGCUAGUGUGUGCAGUCGGUCGUGUUGGUCGUGGUCGGAUGAAUGGUUCGUCGCGCGUUCAAUGUUGUCGGUGGCUUGUCGAGGCUAGUGUGUCGGUGUGUUUGAGUGCGUGUGCGUGCGCUCGUAAGCUAGGAUCGAGAAGGCAAAUUCCCCAAACCCGCUCGGUGUACUGGCAGUGAUAAAUAUGCGUGACCCUUGUGGCCCUCAACCAGGAGAAACUGGUCGUUUCGGUGGUGCGGUGAUCCAGCCACGGCGGUACAGGCAGAAGGCGUUGUCUGCGGUGAAAAAGAGUGAGCAUAAUUUAGCGCUGUUGGUGACAUUCGCGUGGUUUGUUUGUGUGCGGAAGGUACGGAAAAGCCCGCCAACGGUUGCGAGUGUUUGUGCACAUCGGUAAAACAUCAGACCGUUUUACUGAGGCACCGGGGUAAGUCAGGCUCAACUUCGGCCGAAGCUGCUUGCUGGCAGUGCUGCGGCAGUCGAUAGUGACUCGACACGAAUUAGACGGAAGGAUAUUACCCAAAACCACCCACCCUAUUAAACAACGAAGGCGUUAAGCACGAGGGUUUUUAUCGGUACCAUCGGUCCGCCCCGAAAACUUGCCAUUUCCAAGAGCCCAUCUUUGCGCGUGAAUGAAUCGGUGGAUAGUUUUAACAUUGUGGAUUGGAAGCAACGUGGCACAAUUUAUCAAACCAUUUAUGUGCAGUUUGAAGUAAUUAGUGAAGAUGUUCAAUCAAUUACUCUUCUAUGUUGGAGUCUACAUACUACUGUUGCAAAGCAGAACCGAAGUUUCCGUCAGCUCAAGCAUGAUGACCACCACGACCGAGGAGUCUGCCGCUUUACAACCGUACUUUGAUUUUGACGUGCCCCGCAAUCUAACCGUAACCGUCGGUCAGACCGGGUUCUUACACUGCCGCGUAGAACGUCUUGGGGAUAAGGAUGUGGCAUGGAUACGGAAACGAGAUAUACACAUACUUACAACGGGCGCUUCAACGUACACCUCGGAUCAACGUUUCCAGGUUAUCCACCCAGAAGGUUCAGUCAAUUGGACGCUGCAGAUAAAAUAUCCUCAAGUGCGCGACACGGGCGUGUACGAGUGUCAAAUUAACACGGAACCUAAAAUGUCACUGUCCUACCUACUUAAUGUUAUUGAACUGCGAGCGAGAAUCCUUGGUCCAGCAGACUUAUUUGUCAAAUCAGAUAGCGAAAUCACGAUGACAUGCGUUAUUCAGCAGGGACCACACGAGCUAGGGACUAUUUUUUGGUACAAAGGAUCUACGCUCAUCGAGCCUAUGGCGCAAGAAAACGAACUGCUUUCUAGUGAAAAUCGUAGAAUUACCGUCGAAACAGAUUGGACAGAAGUUUUGACAUCUAGGUUAAAAAUCAAAAGGGUUGUACAAAGCGAUACAGGAAAUUAUACGUGCGUUCCAACGAUGGCAAAGUCGGCAAGCGUCUACGCCCAUGUGAUUAGCGGUGAACACCCGGCCGCGAUGCAGCACAAUGCGGCAUCCAAAGUGUCACACCAAACGUUUUUGCUGCAAACAACGUCAUGUAUCAUAUGUUUAGCAGAAGUAGCAUUAAUAAGAUAUUUGCUAGGCAAAGUCAGACUGAUUGGACGUUGUUUGGUCGGUGUUGAUCGAGUAAGAUGAAGCGUAGCAUUGCCCUGCAUUUGGCAGUAAUGUGCGAGACGGUGGCAUCUAAUUUCUAGAAACUCUAGCUUCUAAGAGGACAUUUUCCGGAUGCAGGGAUUAUUUCAGUUUCAAUACUAUUCGAACACUGUAAUAUUAUUUCAACGAAGAAGGUACGGCAUGUUUUUUUAUCAUCUGCAGAUAGACAAAGGCGUAGACUUUGAACACAUAGUUGAGUAGUGUAAAAAGGUAAGGAAAAAUUCACCACAUCAAGCUAAAAGAACAAACACACGAGUUCAAGCAAACUUCUUCAGGACCUUGAGACAGUCUCGGAAGGUAAAAUCACACUUGUGGGAAGGAAUUCGAUUACGUUUAUACUUUACCCAGUAGGUUCAACUGAACGUGAAACUGUACCUUGUAAAAGAAAACCGGUGCUCGUAAACUCAAAACCAUUACAAUUACUGCAAACAUUUUUUCUCCUUUGUUUUAUUUGGAACUCCUAUUUCUGUUCAUCCUGUAUCAUGCAAUAUUUUAAAACUUUUUUUUUAUUAUUUUUGCUGUGUUCGUUUCGUUCUUUAAGAAAAUUUAAAGUUAUUUAAUGAAAAAUCAAACAAUUAUUAAAUUAAGUUUGGUUUUUUUUUGCAUUUACAAUCGUUGAAUGAAUUUUUUUUCCUUGUUUUUUUUCCUAAUCACGUUUUUGUUUUUCCAUUACUCAACCUGAUUCGUUUUGCACUUCUCUAUCACUAGACCAAUUAAUUAUUAAUUGUCUUUUAAUAAACAAACGAAAGCGAUAAAGGGUAGAUUUGCUACCGAAGCACAUAAACUAAAACUUGAUGAAGCGAAUCGUAGCACGUACGCAGGUUGCGGUAAGCUUUCACUGGUCCUGUGUGGAAGCCUUUUAUGAGCUCCAUUAUCACAUCGAUGAGUCUCCUGCGGUGUGAAAAGGGGAACUUUGAUCUUUCGCUGGCCCGGCUAGUUUGAUGAUGCUUCCGAAUGUGACGCUUUGUUAAGACUGUUAAUUAAUUUGUCAUCACAUCUUCCGAACCGUCUCGGAUGCUGCCAGUCAGUGGGUAAAACGAUAAUCUUAAGUUUGUUCAAAAGUUAGAUCCGGUAUUUAAAACAACCCUUCUGGCGGAAGCUAGUGUCUUACCCUGUAACAGAUUGCUUUGGGGCCAUCUGUGGCCACGCUGAGGCAGCGCCAAACUUCGCAUUCUCACGAACCGGGCUGGUUGAUUAUUGUUGCAUGAGCAAAAUAAGCCGCCAACGAAGCCACCGGGGGCGGUAGUUGAAAAUAGAUGGUUGGAUUCAAGGGAUCAGGCCAAAUCCUACCACACACCUGGCCACGGCCAGCAUCGAUCGGUGAAAACCAAAUGUGAUUUUCUUUAACUAUACACCCACCGAACAACGGUGGUGCGAGCCGGUAUACUAUCAGCCCCAUAAUGGCUGCUUUCGGACAGAUGCUUUCCGGACUGUGGUCGAAGUUUUCGCUACGAGCAGUAUCGCACGUUGUGUGCGGUUAUUCUAAUCAUCCCAAGCCUACCGAUCCAUCUUAACGAGGAAACACCCUUAGGUGUACCGGAAAUUAUGCAAGAUGGACUACGAAACGGUUUUUAUCCCCAUCAUGCGAAAGGGAGGGAGUGUGUGUGUAUGAGAGAGAGAAAGAGAGAGCAAGUGUACGGCCAUAUGGUACAGGAUGUGGGUAUACCUUCAUUUUCAUUAGGUGUUAUGAUUUUUUUUACGAUUUUGUGUUUUCUUGAAACGUCCAACGUGUUUUCAUUCAUGAAUUUGAAAUUUUCACCGAUAAAUUUAUUCAUCAUCUUGUUGAACAAUUUAGGAAGCUAAGAUUUAAAUUGAAAUUUAGAUCGUUUCACUAAUUUGAUCACCUUUUGUUGGAAUUUUAUUCUUCAUUUUGGAAAAUUUUACUAUUCAUAAUGGCAUUGAAACAAUUUUUUAUCAUAAAUAAUUAUUUAGUUGUAAUCAAUUUUAUUUUUGAAUCAAUAGUAACAACGUCUUAAUUUAUUUCUUUCCCGUGGCAUAUUUUAUAUUAUUUUAUUACAUUUAAAAGGAUAGACAUCACGCAAACGACGAUAGUAUAAUUAUAUUGUACAUAUUACACGAUUUAAAUUUCACCAUACUGCAGAACUAAUCAAUUGUAUCAUACAGACACACCUUAAAGGACACGAACAGUUAUCUGUAGCGUAGCACAUCAUGUCACUUUGAAAAUGAAACAACAAAACACACAUAAACACUUUGUACAGUGCGCAACACUCCGUAGGACGUAGUAUGAUUACCGAUAGAAUAAUUUGCCUGGAGCAAUCAUUAGGACAAUAGCCGAUUUGAUUUGAGAUUUGUUUUUUGUUGCGCUUUUCCUUACUUAGUCACGAAUGCUCACGAAUGCGUUAUGGAACUUUGACAACAGCGCAAGUUUAUGAAUACAUACAGCACAUUACAUUUGCACGCACAUUAAAUUGUUUUAACUGAAACAAUAAAUUAACGUUAUUUGAUUGAAACCAUGGCUCAUUUCCCCAUAAGAAUGCAACACAAAAGUGGAUGCGAUGCUGGUAAUGAACUCUCUAGAGAACGAAUUUAUUUUCUUUGCUCAUUUUAUAUAAAAGAAGAGGCAACUUUUUCUUUCAUACAAUUAAUUUUGAAAAAAAAAUCACAUUCUUAACUUAAAUUUUUAAAAACUUUUAAAAGGAAAUGAAAAAGGAAAGAUUUGUGAUGAUAAAUUGUUAAAUUGAGUAUAAUUUUUAAAUUUGUUAUAUUAUGUCUAAAUUUGUUUUUAUUUAAGCUUUAACAAAGCUAUAAAGCACACAGAAAAUCAUGAAAUGAAAUUUAACAUUGUUUUAGAUAAAUGACAUAUUGUUUACAUAUACUUCGUCAACAAAACCAAAACAAACUUGUAAAACAAGAACACUCAAUCUUUGAAAAAGGAAAUAAAACCAAAAUAGAGUUGUUUCGAACUAUUUUAA